Penicillium cinerascens is the source of this 402-nucleotide messenger RNA. RefSeq names its product AM-toxin synthetase. NCBI's taxonomy places the organism in Eukaryota, Fungi, Ascomycota, Eurotiomycetes, Eurotiales, Aspergillaceae. Gene Ontology annotation, biological process: secondary metabolite biosynthetic process; amino acid activation for nonribosomal peptide biosynthetic process. The transcript is spliced from 2 exons. The record is from RefSeq and is a predicted model, not a curated record. Gene Ontology annotation, cellular component: cytoplasm. Gene Ontology annotation, molecular function: phosphopantetheine binding. The coding region runs from base 1 to 402 and encodes 133 amino acids.
AUGUGGGAUAUGUCGACUCGUACAUUAUUGGCAUGCAAAGGCCGUAAUGACGACCAGGUUAAGACCAAUGGUCAGCGCAUUGAGUUGGGUGAGGUGGAGACCCAGCUCCAGUCCGUGCUGCCCAGAGCCUCGCGAGGGGUUGUUGACAGGGUCAACCUGUCUGGACGAGGCAAAAUAGUGGUCGCUAUUAUCCAAUUUGAUGACUUCAUCGGUGCAGAUUUUGAGCAAAUUGAGGCUCGGGUUAGAGAUAACCUCAUCAAUGUGCUCCCUCCGGCAUUUGUUCCCUCACACGUGCUUCACAUCAAGGAGAUUCUGAUGGAAGUGAAGGGCAAAACAGACCGGAAAGCCUUGAGUAAAAUCGGCACUCGAAAAAAAAAACAGCAGGAUCCAUAUGACUCAUAG